This is a messenger RNA of Branchiostoma floridae (Florida lancelet), 1971 nucleotides long. RefSeq names its product zinc finger protein 184-like. The transcript is spliced from 2 exons. Bases 128 to 1717 code for a protein of 529 amino acids. Gene Ontology annotation, biological process: regulation of transcription by RNA polymerase II. The record is from RefSeq and is a predicted model, not a curated record. Gene Ontology annotation, cellular component: nucleus. Gene Ontology annotation, molecular function: DNA-binding transcription factor activity, RNA polymerase II-specific; RNA polymerase II transcription regulatory region sequence-specific DNA binding. NCBI's taxonomy places the organism in Eukaryota, Metazoa, Chordata, Leptocardii, Amphioxiformes, Branchiostomatidae.
GUGAUUACGACUCUCCGCCAUUUUGAGCAGUGAAACCGGUGCUAUAUUUCCUUCCAAUCCGAGGUGAAUUUCUAACUUACUACGCUCCCAAUCAGCUAUCAACGGCUCCUAUAGACAGGCCCCAGAAAUGGACGGGUCAAGCUAUGGGUUUUCUGUUGAAGGGACGUCUCCCGCACACCCUGUGAACGAGACGGCAAAAAGAGAGGACCUGGCAGCAGAAAUGGGAAGAAAGAAGGACAAGAGAAAGAAGACACUUGUCGCGAACACAAACAUCAAAGCCUCCGCCGCGCCCGACAAGAAGGCUUCCUCACGUCAGCUUGAAAAGAACCAUGCAGGAAAAAAGGACCCGUCAAAAGCACAGGAUUCUGUAAAGACGCCCUCCGUAUGCGGAGAGUGUGGGUACAGGGCGGCUAGAUCUCACCUAGUGAUACAUAUGCGGAAACAUACUGGCGAGAAACCCUACAAAUGUGACCAGUGCGACUAUUCUACUGCACGGAAAAGCAACUUAAACAAACACAUGGCUAGACACGCCGGUAAUAAACCAUACGUAUGUGGAGAAUGCGGAUACAGGACGGAUACCAGGUCUCACCUAGCCCAGCAUGAAAGGAAACAUACUGAAGAAAAACCUUACAGUUGCGAUCAGUGUGACUUUUCUACCAAGUGGAAGCUAAGUCUUAACAACCACAUGGUCGUACAUACUGGCGAGAAACCCUACAUGUGUAAGGAUUGCGGUUUUAGGGCAUCUUACCGAUCAACCCUUACUAAACAUAUGAGAACACACACGGGUAAGAAACUAUUCAAGUAUGACCUAAGCGACAAUUCCAAAGACACGUUUCCCGGGCACACGCAGAAACAAGCAGGUGAAAAACCCUACAUGUGUGAAGAGUGCGGAUACAGGACGGCUGUUAGGUCUGACCUAGCCAGGCAUAAAGUUAAACAUACAGAUGAAAAACCUUACAGUUGCGAUCAGUGUGACUUUUCUACAAAGUGGGAGCUAAGUCUUAACAACCACAUGGUCGUACAUACUGGCGAGAAACCCUACAUGUGUAAGGAUUGCGGUUUUAGGGCAUCUUACAGAUCAACCCUUACUAAACAUAUGAGAACACACACGGGUAAGAAACCGUUCAAGUAUGACCUAAGCGACGAUUCCAAAGACACUUUUGCCGGGCACACGCAGAAACAAGCAGGUGAAAAACCCUACAUGUGUGGAGAGUGCGGAUACAGGACGGCUGUUAGGUCUGACCUAGCCAGGCAUAAAGUUAAACAUACAGAUGAAAAACCUUACAGUUGCGAUCAGUGUGACUUUUCCACCAAGUGGAAGCUGAGUCUUCAUAAUCACAUGGUGAUGCACACUGGAGAUAAGCCCUACAUGUGUGGGGAGUGCGGGUAUAGGACAGCUUACCGGUCAACCUUAACUAAACAUAUGGCAAGACAUACAGGUGUGAAACCCUUCAAAUGUGACCAGUGCGACUAUUCUGCUGCACUGAAAGGCAGUUUAGCACAACACAAGGAUAGACAUGUGAGAAAACAUACAGGUGAGAAACGCCACAAGUGUGACCAGUGCGACUAUUCUACCGCACGGAAAUCUGAUUUGGAACGACACAUGGCUAAUCACGCUGGUAAAAAGCCGUACAUGUGUGGGAAGUGCGGAUACAGGGCAGCUCAGAAAACUCAACUAUCCAGACAUAUGAGAAACCAUAAAAGUGAGAAAUCGUAGAAAUGUAACCACUAGCUGGGAGUAUUGCUCGUCACGGAAAGGCACCUUAGUUUGCUCCUAGCACAACACACUGGUGAAACGCCAUAAGUGUAUGUACAAGUACAAGUUACACUACUCAUGUCAAGUUCAUGUCUUGAUUGUAAAUGUACUUGUGUAACAUUUUAGCUUCUGUACUGUAGAUAGUCUUUCUCAAGAACUGACAAUGUGAAUGGAAAUGAAUAAAUUUACUCGAAACACUAUUUUGCUGGCAUUUU